AUGCAGGCACACGGCCUAAAGAAGAACCCUAAGAAAUGUGCUUUCGGCGUCACCGCCGGGAACUUUCUCGGUUUCUUGGUUCACCAACGAGGGAUCGAGAUAGAUAAAAUAAAGCCACGGCCAUUAUGGCAGCACCUCCGCCAAGGACCAAAAGGAACUCCAGUCCUUCCUCGGAAAAAUCCUUUGCUCAAACUGAAAGACACGGAACGGUUCGUAUGGGGGGCAGAACAUCAAGCGGCCCUCGACAACGUCAAGCAAUAUUUAUCUCAACCAUCGGUACUUAUGCCGCCGAAAAGAGGGAAACCCUUGAGGCUUUACAUUUCGGCUUUAGAAGGCUCUAUCGGUUGUCUGCUGGCUCAGAACAACAAGUCUGAGCGAGAACAAAUCAUCUCCAAGACCGACCUCAUCAAAUACAUGCUCACUCGGCCGAUCAUACACGGCCGGAUCGGGAAGUGGACGAUGGCAUUGUCCGAAUUCACUUUCCAAUACGUGGCUCAAAAGUCGGUCAAAGGUCAGGUAUUGGCCGAUUUCUUGGCCCACCACCCGGCUCAGGGGCAAGAAGAAGAGUUGGAGCUCGAGAUCGGCAUGGCCCGCAUGGAGAAGAACUACUAG
Prunus armeniaca (apricot) is the source of this 612-nucleotide messenger RNA. The record is from the annotation of a GenBank genome assembly. Lineage: Eukaryota; Viridiplantae; Streptophyta; Magnoliopsida; Rosales; Rosaceae.